Messenger RNA from Drosophila sulfurigaster albostrigata, 1752 nucleotides. RefSeq lists its product as uncharacterized. Bases 339 to 1634 code for a protein of 431 amino acids. Lineage: Eukaryota; Metazoa; Arthropoda; Insecta; Diptera; Drosophilidae. Gene Ontology annotation, cellular component: membrane. The transcript has a single exon. Gene Ontology annotation, biological process: sensory perception of taste. The record is from RefSeq and is a predicted model, not a curated record.
GUACUACUUCUUCAUAAAGAAACUUUAAUUUUCUAAAUCUACCUAACAAAAUAUUACUAUUUUUUUCAAGUGGAGUGUUCUUUAUCCAUACCUUGCUUUGAAUCUGAUUUUAUUGAGUUUCUUGACUGUCUAGCCCGAAAUGCAAUGUAUUUAUUAAUAGCGGCUGGGUACGUUGGUCGCAACAACCCUUCCGCGGAAUUUGGUAAUUAGCGUAAUAAUCGAAAUCCAAUUUUGUGUAUCAUCAGUACAAUCAGAGUCGUUGGGAUUUGAAAGGUGCAACUGAAGCCAGUUGACUAUCAUCAUUGGAACUGUUUGCUUCCCUUGACUUUCGGAAUUCAAUGCCCAACAAUUGGCAUCGCAAGUUACUGGAUAGACUACUGCUGCUGGGCUGCUAUUAUGCCAUCUUUAUUGGCACAUUGAGCAGUGUCGUGGAUUACGAGAGGCAGCGCAUUUACUCGAAACAAUGGUUCACCUUGUGCGCUUACAUCAGCAACAUUGUGAUCCUGGCUAGCCUGCCAAUGCUCGCCAUGUUUUUGACGUCCUGGGAUUCGAGUUUUCAGGAUAAUAUGAUUAUACUUCACACGGAUCGUUGGAUGGUCAUGACACGAAUACUACUAAUGGUGUUCAUCAUUGUUUUUCGGCGGAAACGCGAACGUGUCUUUUUGCAACUAACACGCUGGAUUUUUAAGUUGGACAAGCGCUUUGUACGCUCCUGGUUGCCUACGACAGCAGCGACUAAUCGCCAACUAGACUGCAUCCACUUAAUCAAGCUGGGGACCAUGAUAAUGCAGUCCGUAUUCGUAUUCGUUGCAAGUCUGUACUUUGCCCAGGAACUAAACUAUCAGAAGGUCGCUCAAAUGGUAUAUGUGACCACCGCACUAAGUGUCAUCCACAGCACAUUCUUUCAGUACUUUACGGUAUUGAUGAAGCUGCUCUUCCGCUUCAAAAAUCUCAAUCUGCAACUGGAAUCACAUUACUACAGUUUGCGUCGAAGGGAGACCCUUUGCCUUUUACGAUUGCGCGACGGCAUCAAUCCAGUGCUACAGCUGAGCUUAUUUACGAUAUCAGAUCUGCAGUCGUUGGCUCAAGAGCAUUAUCAUAUCACGGCCUUAACUCGCUAUUUGUCCGUGUACCUCAAGUUCAUGACAUUGGGUGUUGUCCUUUGGAAUCUCUUUCAGAACAUUCUGUAUGGUAUAUAUAUCUUCUUUGCGUUGGACGGCAAAGAGCAUCAAGAAUCACGCAAUUGGUUGGCUGUCGUAGGACUAACAGUGCUCUACGCCAUGCUUUAUGUGGAUCUCUACUUAUUCUACUGGAGCUGUGAGGCAAUCACCUCAGCGUAUCGUCGCACCACACAGCUGCUGCAAUUGUUCAAUACGUUGAAGCUAUCGAAGGCUUUGUCACAGCAGCUGGAAACAUUUGCCCUGCAAUUGACCACAAAACCUCUUUUCAUUGGUGCCAGCGGUUUAUACACGCUAAAUCACGCCAGCUUCCUGGCUCUGUUUGUCUAUAUACAGCGCACUAUACUCAUACUCUUGCAAUUCGAGUUUGAGCGUCGUCUAAAGCUGCUGCGUCAAGAUUUGGCCGUUGAGUGGACUGCAGACAUUGAGGAUUUCAUUGUGGAAUAUGAGCUUUAGAUUGUAACCAACAACGCGAUAAUCAAAGAACUUAAAAGUGUACAAUUUAAAAAUGUAAGACACAUUUGAUAUACAGUAAAUAUCAAUUAUAUGUUUCGGAUAUAAUUAGCAACUAAAU